Messenger RNA from Darwinula stevensoni, 1131 nucleotides. NCBI's taxonomy places the organism in Eukaryota, Metazoa, Arthropoda, Ostracoda, Podocopida, Darwinulidae. The record is from the annotation of a GenBank genome assembly.
AUGAACAUCGUGAACAGAAGACAUUGGAAAAUGGCUUUCCCAGUCGUAAAACGCUGUUGCUGUGGGUUCUUGAGCAACAAGGAUGGGAGCAUGGCAAUCGGAGUCAUCUGUCUGGUAUGCUGGAACGGCCCAGUUCUCAUCCAUCCAUACAUCCAUACUAUAUUAGAAUACGCUAAGGAGAUUCAUGGUUGGUGUGGCCUCUGGCCUUCACAGCUUUUGCCCUUCACGGACAUAGGCAAGGACAUAGGCUGCUCACAACACAGUACCAAAAUUGUGAAGAACGAUAAUGGUGGUGAUGACACCGAUCGGCAGACCGCCUUUCUGUUUGAAUUCUUCAACAAUCUCAGUACUCAGGGUCUCUUCCUGCACGCCCCAAUCCUAAAAAUUGGAUAUAUCCGGAUGCGUGUACGGAAUCGCAUUAUUCGGAAAGACCUUUGCAACGGCACUCCUAUGAUCAUUUUCUAUUGCGCUUCAUUCGUGAUGAACGUGAUCGACAUGAGUCGUGGAUACGAGAUGAGAUCGGAAAUCACCGAUCAACUUUCAGAAGAGACAUAUACGAAUCUUCUUAUCUCCAGCAUGGUCAUCCUUCCGGCGCUCAUCAUAGUUGAUUCUCUUCUCAUUCAUGGAGUUCGGAAGAGGAAUCUAAUGAUACCAUGGUUGGCUCUGGAGCUGCUGGCGCUGAUCGCAGGCCUAAUAAUUUUCAUCUGCAUAAUGCUGAUCGGGCUUCUUGUCUUGGCACCGCAUGGUCUCUUCAUCAUCUUCAUCAUCGUGGCUGUCGUUUUCUUAAUCGCAUAUUCCAUUGCAGUGCACUUCUUCCUCGUCGUCUACUCCCAUUUUAAAGGAUUGAAGAAUUACCUCUCACGAUGUGUUGCACUGGAAACACGCAGCGGGAUUUUCAUCAAGGCAGCUUGCAUCGGUGAUCUAAUUUGUCGUUAUCCGCAGUUGAUUGUCAUAGAACGCCCUAUUUCGGCGAAGGAGCUGAGCGACAUCUCCGAAGAAGAACACUUCCCUCAGGCCAUCAAGAAUCCUGUGUCCAUUGGAUUAUUUGUCCUGUUCACUGUGAUCGAGGAAAAAGGAGAAUCUUGGAACAGUGAGCAUGAUCGAGAAACUGUUCUUGAGUGUGUUUCUUGA